AUGGCUUGUGGCGCCGCGGAGCGCGACGAUGGCACUAAAACACAUGGCGCAACGCUUUCGAUCGACUCCAUGUAUGCGACGGUUCGAUCGCCCUGA
This is a messenger RNA of Parastagonospora nodorum SN15, 96 nucleotides long. RefSeq lists its product as hypothetical. The transcript has 2 exons. The coding region runs from base 1 to 96 and encodes 31 amino acids. The record is from RefSeq and is a predicted model, not a curated record. NCBI's taxonomy places the organism in Eukaryota, Fungi, Ascomycota, Dothideomycetes, Pleosporales, Phaeosphaeriaceae.